Linum tenue is the source of this 209-nucleotide messenger RNA. The record is from the annotation of a GenBank genome assembly. NCBI's taxonomy places the organism in Eukaryota, Viridiplantae, Streptophyta, Magnoliopsida, Malpighiales, Linaceae.
GCCUUUGGUUGGAGAAGAAGCAAGAGGUCAUGCGAGUAAACAGCUCGGGCAAGAGGUUUAACUAUAUGUUCCCUUUGCACCCGUGCAGCCAAGGAGUAAUAAGUCGGCUUGGGGUGGGUCUCCUCAGCCCCCUUCUCUGGAAAUGUCAAGCACCGACAGGGGAGACGACAUUAGUAGCCAGGGAGGAUGCGGGUAAGAGAGAGGUGAAA